AUGUGCGACUCAACGUUUACGUUUGGGCAGCGGGGCAGCCACUUUUUCCAGUGUCCGUCGGCGCGAGAAUACACCCGCCUCCCCCCCAAACUCUCCCGCCUCCUCCAAUCCACCCAACUCCAGACCAUCCACCACCUAACCCUCGGCUUCGAAGACAGCUUCAUCCUGACCUACCGCUCCACCACCGGCACCUCUCACGUCGAAUCUUCCGGCCCUUUACCCCCGGACCUUCUCUCCUUCAUCCACGCCCCCAACCGCAACGUAGCGCAGCUCCGCUGCUACCUAGGCCCUUACAACUCCUCCUUCUUCACCCACGACUCUUCAAGUUAUCUCUGGCAAAACCUACCCCCAGCGCUACUCUCCGCGCUUGAGAAAAAUAUAAAAGAUGGCAAGUGGCGCGACCGUCCACGCAUCGUCGUGUUAGGCGCGGAUGCGAGUUUCGCUUUAAUCACCGAGAAGAAUGCUGCUGUGUGGGAUUUAACCUGCUACCCCUCCCUCCUUUCCCUCUUACAAGAAAAGAAAGAUACGAGUAGGAUGGGUGAGGUACAUAGUGUAACGCUACAUCCCUACCGCUACUCCUCCUUCCUCCUCCACCUCAAAGACGGAACCCUUCUCUCUGGCAAUAUCCCGCCGCACCAGGUUGCUGGUGUAAAUGCUAUGCUCGAGCCGCUUCGCAAGGAUAGUCAGGAGAAUCAGGCGCUGUGGAUGGCGAGGAGGGACAGUGCGAAGGUAGACAGACCGCAGAGACCGAGUGUGUUGCAGCAGAGGGCGCAGUUGAGGAGGGAGUGGGGAGGAAGGACGAGUGAGGUGUCGGUGCAAGGGAAAGGGGUGAAGUUGAGUUUUAGUCUGAGUGUUAGUUUGGGUGGG
This is a messenger RNA of Bipolaris sorokiniana ND90Pr, 867 nucleotides long. RefSeq lists its product as uncharacterized. The annotation marks the transcript as partial. The record is from RefSeq and is a predicted model, not a curated record. NCBI's taxonomy places the organism in Eukaryota, Fungi, Ascomycota, Dothideomycetes, Pleosporales, Pleosporaceae. The transcript has 2 exons.